AUGUCCAAAAUAGCCACUGGUCCAAGAGAGAUGAUCGCCCUCAAAGCCAUUAACGUCCCCUCUCUUUCACUCUCCUGUGGACAGAAGAAGAUUAUCACCCUCAAAGCCAUUAAUGCCUCCUUCCUGCCUCCAAAGCAAGCCCUUUUCCUGACUGGGAGAUCAACCAACCUAAAGGAUUCAACCUUCUGCCUUUGCAAGUCCGAUGAUCCUGAUUCUAAGGCCUCCCCAUCUGAAGGUGAUACUCAUAAGCAAGAGCUACUCGCCAGAAUAGCUAUGCUUGAAGCUCAAAAAGUUCGUGUCACUGAUUAUUUUGAUGAGAGAUCUGCUUAUCUAACUCAUUUGCCGAAGAAGCCAAUGCUGAAUUCGAUAGAAUUGGAGAAGAUGCUCUCAAAGGACUCGACGAAGCUGGUGCCAGGGUCUGUUGAAUUCCUUUAUUGUCUAUGA
Hevea brasiliensis (rubber tree) is the source of this 444-nucleotide messenger RNA. RefSeq lists its product as uncharacterized. Lineage: Eukaryota; Viridiplantae; Streptophyta; Magnoliopsida; Malpighiales; Euphorbiaceae. The coding region runs from base 1 to 444 and encodes 147 amino acids. Gene Ontology annotation, cellular component: chloroplast. The transcript has a single exon. The record is from RefSeq and is a predicted model, not a curated record.